GCGGGGCAGCAGCGGCGGCGGCGGGCAGUUUGAAUCGGGACUCGGGCCGACCGGGCCGCAGGGUUUCGGGCCCCGCGGGCGAGCUGACUGGUCCAUGCUGGCAGCAGGCACGGGAGCGCCAUGAGCUGGGCCGUGGAGGAAUGGAAGGACAGCCUGUCCGGCCGGGCGCUGCAGAAGGUGCAGGAGCUCGAGGGGCAGCUGGACAGGCUGAAGAAGGAGAGGCAGCAGCGGCAGUUCCAGCUGGAGACGCUGGAGGCGGCCCUACAGAAGCAGAAGCAGAAGGUUGAGGAUGAGAAGAGCGAGGGCGUCAGCCUGAGGAGGGAGAACCAGAGCCUGGCGGAGGCCUGUGAGAACCUGGAGAAGGCGAGGCAGAAGAUCUCGCACGAGCUUCAGGUCAAGGAGUCGCAGGUGAACUUCCAGGAAGGGCAGCUGAACUCAAGCAGAAAGCAGAUAGAGCAGCUGGAGCAGGAGCUGAAGAGGUGUAAAUCUGAGCUCGAGAGAAGCCAACAGUCAGCAGACGCUUCUCAGAACCCAGGCGGCACACCCCAAAAACUGCUCGCAACCCCGUUAACACCGAGCCAGUAUUACCAUGGCUCCAAGUAUGAAGAGCUCCAGGAAAAAUACCAGAAAGAAGUUGAAGCCCGGAAGAGAUUAGAGGCAGAAGUCAAAGUCCCGCAGGCUAAAAGAGCCAGCCCGCCGCGGGCCCCCGGCACCAGGAACCACCGGGACAUCGCCCGCCACCAGGCCUCGUCGUCUGUGUUCCCGUGGCAGCAGGAGCAGACCCCGGGCCGUGUCUCCUCCAGCGCCCAGAGGACCCCGCUGAGGAGAGACGCCCCUCGGGAGUGGGAGGCCACUCCAGGCCGGUCGGCUUUGAGGACGGGCAAGAGAGACGCCAACGGCAGCUUCCGUGACAGCACCAGCAGCUCCCAGGCUGCGGAUCAGCUAAAGGCCCAAAAUCAAGACCUCAGGAGCAAGAUUACAGAGCUGGAACUAUGUCUGCAAGGACAGGAAAAGGAAAUGAAGAACCAGGGGAGUCAAUGCCAAGAGCUCCAGGUCCGGCUGGAGAAAGUGAAGGCAGAGCUGACGGAGAAGGAGAGACUGCUGAGUAAGCGCCAGGACGAGGUGACCAGAACCACGGCCCAGCUGGACCAGGCCUCAGCCAAGGGCGAGGCCCUGGAGCAGAAGCUGAGGAAGCUGACAGAAGACCUGAGCUGUCAGCGGCAGAACGCCGAGAGCGCCAGGUGUUCCCUGGAGCAGAAGCUCAAGGAGAAAGAGAAGGAGUUUCAGCAGGAACUCAACUGUCAGCAGCGCGCCUUCCAGGCUCUGGCCCAGGAGGGCACCCAGGUGAAAGCCCGGCUCACGCAGGAGCUGCAGCAGGCCAAGAGUAGCCGCGAUGGCCUGCAGGCAGAGCUGGACAAGGUGACCUCGGCGAAGCAGCAGCUAGAACAGAGCUUGGAGGAGUGGAAACAGAAGUCGCACAGAACUGAGCAGGCUCUGCAGGGGAGCCGGAACAGGGAGAAGGACCUGCAGGGAGAGGCUGAGGAAGCCAAGAAGGAAGUCGCCCUCCUCAGGAGCCAGUGGGAGCACAGGGCCGGGGAGCUGCGCUGCCUGGAGGCGGAGCUGAGGACGGCCCAGCAGGGCUGGAGCCAGAGCCGGGCCCAGGCCGAGGAGCUGAGGGUGAAGAGCAUGUCACAGGAAGCGUCCCUGAGGGAGCUGCAGGAGAAGCUCGACCAGCAGCAGGGCUCUGCGGCCUCCGAGAAGCUGGAGCUGGCCCUGGCCGAGCUGCAGACUCAGUGGAGCUGCUCCCAGGACCUGCUGAGGAAGAGGGAGCAUCACAUUGAGCAGCUGAACGGCAAGCUGAGCACGGCCGAGAGGGAGUCGGAGGCCCUGCUGGGCGUCCUGGAGUUGCAGAGGAAGGAGCUGGAGGCGCUGAAGGAGGAGGCGGCCCAGCUCUCCCGCUGGAAGAGGGACAAGGAGCAGCUGCUGCUCCAGGUGACGGCCGAGAGGGACAGCCUGCAGAGCAAAGGCCAGGAGUACAGCGAGAGGGUGGCCGCGCUGGAGAUGGCGGGUGAGAGCCUCGAGGCCCAGGUGCGCGGCCUCCAGGGCGAGGCGGAGGGCAGGGCAGCGGAGCUGGAGGCCCAGCAGCGGGCAUGCGGGGAGCUGCGGCGGCUGGCCGAGGAGCACAGGGAGGAGGCGGAGCGCACGGGCGCCAGGGCGGCACAGCUGACCCAGCAGGUGGCGGACCUGGAACAGAGGGUCAGGGACCUGUUGGCGGAGAUGGCCGACAGAGACCGGAGCUGCCAGGACCUGCGCGCCGAGCUCGACGCCCUCCGGAGCCUGCCGCCGCCCGAGAGUGCUCCCGCAGGGACCAGGGACUCCUGGGACGGGCCGCCGGCCAGGCGUGCUCCCUCCACAGAUGCAGACGCCGCGGCAGACGAGGCGGGCAGCCGGCCAGACAGAGUCACCUCGCCGGAGCGGCGUGAGCAGCUGGUUCCCGUGAUGGGGGACACUGCGGGGGACCUCCAGACAGCGGAGCCGGAGCACCAGAGCCAGACGGCCGAGGUGACCCAGGGCGCCGGCGGGCUGCAGGUGGCCCCGGAGAGCAGGGACGCAGAGCAGGCCGGCAGGAGAAGCAACCUGCAGCUGGGGGAGGCCCUGAGGGCGCUGCAGGAGCUGCAGGAGCUGCAGGAGGCGUGGGGCUCCGAGAGGAAGCUCCUGGAGGCCGAGGCUGCCCGGAAGGACGAGCACAUGGCUGAGCUGGCCGCCCAGCACUCGCAAGAGAAGCUCUCGCUCCUGCGCCGCUGCGAGGAGGCCGGCCAGGCCUUGGAGGAGCUCUGGGGGGAGCUGAGGGCCGCCCGGGAGCACGGCGCCCAGCUGGAGGGCCUGUGUGAGGACAGGCUGCGGGCGCUGCAGCGGCUGGAGGAGGCCUUUGCGGCCGAGCAGCGGGCCCGUGAGGCUGCACUGCCAGAGGCCGACGCCCUGCGGCGGGAGAUCCGGGCCCUGGAGGAGGCAAGGCACGAGCUGCAGACGGAGGCGCGGGCCCUGCAGUUGGAGAACGAGCAGCUGCGGGCCCUCCUGUUGGCGGAGCACGAGCUCUCGGGCCUGGAGCCCAACAUCGAGGGUCCCGGGGACUCUGGGAGCAGGUGCGGUGGCCACAGCCCCCCGGACGGCGAGGACGAUGCUGCGGCUGGGCCUCCCGCUCGCCUGGAAGCCCAGGUGCGAUGCCUGGGGCAGGAGGGGCUGCGGCCGCAGCUGCCGGCCACAACGGAGCUUGGCCCUCUCCGUGGGCCACCAGCGGAGAGCAGCCACCACACAGACUCCGAGGACGGGGACAAGGAGCCGCCGGGAAGCCAGGGCGUCAGGGCGGAGCAGCUGGUAGAGCUGCAGACGGCCUGUGACUCGCUGCGUGAAGAGAAGGCACGGCUGCUCUCCCAGCUCAGUGAUGCCAGGGCCCACUGUGUGUCGGCCACCAGCCACCUGGCAGGAGAGGUGGACAGGCUGGUGGCCCAGGUGCUGGGCAGAGAGGACGGCUCCCUCUCUGGGCCGCAGGGCCAGCCGGAGGCAGCCGCCCCGGGCUCCUGUGAGUCCCUGGGCUUGGUGGCUGAGGAGGUGCAGGCCCGCUUUGCGGGGCUCCUGGAGAAGGUGGCGUCCCUGCAGAGGGAGCUCGGGCCCCUGCUGGAGCGGCACUGGCAGACGCGUGCCCUCACGGCCCAGCCGCAGUCCCGCCUGGACACCGGCCCGGGGCCUGGGGACGGCUGCUGCGUGUCCCUGUCCUCCCCCCGUACCCCCGGCAGUCCUCGGCUCAGGAGUCCGGAAGACCCUUCCUGCCGAGACCCAGAGCGGCUUGGAGGAGCGUCCACUCCAAGCGGCCAGGCCGGACGUGAUCAGGCCCAUGGGCACCAGGCGGGGGACGCGGGCCUGGAAGAUGGCCCGCCCUGCGGGGAGGCCCCAUGCGUGCUCCUGGAGGAGAUGGAGCGUCUGUGCCGGGCACGCCUGCAGGCCCUGCGGUGGCUGGAGGAGCAGGAGGCCGGAGGGAGGGCCCCGGAGCUGCGGGCACAGGAGCUGGAGCACCUGCUGGGGGCGCUGGAGAGCCUGCGGGCGCAGCAGCUGGCGGAGAGUGAGCGCUGGCGGCAGAGGCUGGCGCGCGUGACCCAGGACCUGGCGGCCGAGCGUCUGCACACGGAGCACCUGGCGUGGGAGCUGGAGGCCGCUCGGCUGCAGUUCCAGGGCCUGGACCUGAGCUCCCGCUCCUGGCUGGCCGCAGACCUGGAGGACGCUCUGCGGGGCGGAGACGAUAGCCACGGAGCCCGUGAACCAGAAGUGCGUGUUUUAGAAGCUGGACAGGGGACGGCACCGCCUGGCGGUCACCAGGUUUCUGAGGACACCCAGGGAGUUGAGAUGGAGGAGACAGCCGUCUCUGGAGCAGGCCACCCGUCGGGAGAAGAGAGCCUGGGAGACAACCGGCGGUCCCCGGUGGCUGGCCGAGCCCAGCGUGGUUCCGAGGACAGUGCUGAACCGUCCCUGCCUGAUCCUUGUGCCUCGGACCCCCAGGACCUGCCGGAGAGCCGGGCCUCCCUGCAGCUGCGUCUGCGAGAGGCCGAGGGGGAGAAGGAGCGGCUGCUGCAGGUGCUGCGGGAGCAGGAGCGCAGGCUGGGCGGCCUUCUGCGGACGAGGCAGCUGCAGGAUGCCGGCCAGGCCUCCGGACAGCUGGCGGAGGCGCUCAGGGAGGCAGCCACAGGUCUCUGUCUCCGUGGGGACGUGAGCACAGAGGAGGACGGGGCCCCAGCCCUGAUCGAGGCCUGGGAGGAGACAGCUGCAAGCCUGGGUGGUGCCGAGGGCCUCCCUCCCAGCGUGGACAUGGUAUCAGAGGAGGACUCGGCAGGGCAUCUUGAGGAAUCCCAGGCCCCAGCCCUGGCCCAGGCCAGUGUGCCAUGCGAGGAGGAAGCCUCGGGCUUGGGUGACUCCACGUUCCUGCUAAGCAUGGGCAGCGGCUUAAGCCUCCCUCCCAGCGUGGACAUGGUAUCAGAGGAGGACGGGACUGGCCAGGACCCCCGGUCCCCAGCCCAGGCCAAGGAGCCGCAGGAGGAGGGAGCCGAGGUCCUCCGAGCUUUCCCCUGGACCGCUGACCUGGAGCCAACUCGGGCAGAGGCAGCUGGUGAGAGCCCACCCAGGCCAGUUGCCCGCCUGCAGGAGGGCUGCAGCAUGGCCGGCACAGGGAGACACCAGGCCCCGUGCCCGCAGGAGGAGGAAACUGGGGCCCCGGGUCUGGCAUCCGGACACUCAGAGGACGGGGCGUCCAAGCUGCGGGGAGAGAUCGCCCGCCUGCGGGGGGACACGGAGGGCCUGCGGGCCCGGCUGGGCGCAGCAGAGCAGGCCCUGGAGGAGGCGCUGGAGGAGAAGGCUGAGGCGACCGGGCGGCUGAGCUCCACGCGGGAGGAGGUGAGGCAGCUGCGGGCCGGCAUGGAGAGGCUGCGAGUGCGCAUCGAGGCCGACGAGCGCAGGCGGCGGGGCGGCGAGCGCCAGAGGGACGCCCUGCAGGAGCGGCUGGAGCGGCUGGAGCGGGAGCUGCAGGCCGCCGAGGAGCAGCAGGAGCUGGCCAUUCUGGACGCCGAGAGCGCCCGGGCCGAGGCCGAGGACCUCAGGGCGCGGGCGGACGGGGCGGACGCCGGCCUGCGGGCUCUGCGGGCAGAAAGGGAUAGCCUGGCCCAGCGGCUCCAGGCCGCACAGGACCAGCUGUCGGAGCUGGAGGCGCCGCUGCCCGCGCUCAGGGCCCGCCUGGCAGAGACGGAGCGAGACGCAGCGCGGCGGGAGGCAGACUGGCAGGCUGCGGAGGAGAGGCUGCGGGGGCAGCUCCGAGACCUGGGCGAGGAGGUGGCGGCCUCGUGUGGCCUGCAGAUCCCGGAGGCCGAGGAGGACGGGGGACAGGGCCCUGAUGCGCCGGCUUGGGGUGUUCACCGGCUGAGAGAGGGCAUCAUGGCACUGACGGCCCGUCUCCACGCCGCGGAGCAGGAGCAGUGCCGAGUCUCGGGGAGGCUGCAGGAGGGGGAGCUGCGUGCGGGCCUGCUGCAGGGGAGAGUGGAGGAGCUGCAGAGGGAGCUGGAGGCGGCGGGCGGCGCCCAAGAACGCCUGCUGCUGGAGGCCGAGGGCUCCCGGGUGGAGGCAGAGCAGGCGGCCCUGCGGGUCCACGGCCUGGAGUCCGAGCUCGCCCAGGUCAGGUCGGAGAGGGAGACGCUCACCCAGGACCUGGAGUCACUGAGGGCAGAGGCAGAGCAGGCGGCUCUGAGGGUCCAGGGUCUGGAGUCUGAGCUCGCCCAGGCCAGGUCGGAGAGGGAGACGCUCACCCGAGACUUGGAGAAAUCAGAGUCACUGAGGGCAGAGGCAGAACAGGCGGCCCUGCGGGUCCAGAGUCUGGAGUGUGAGCUCGCCCAGGCCAGGUCGGAGAGGGAGACGCUCACCCAGGACCUGGAGAAAUCAGAGUCACUGAGGGCAGAGGCAGAGCAGGCGGCUCUGAGGGUCCAGGGUCUGGAGUCUGAGCUCACCCAGGUCAGGUCAGAGAGGGAGACACUCACCCAGGACCUGGAGAAAUCAGAGUCACUGAGGGCAGAGGCAGAGCAGGCGGCCCUGCGGGUCCACGGCCUGGAGUCCGAGCUCACCCAGGUCAGGUCGGAGAGGGAGACGCUCACCCAGGACCUGGAGUCACUGAGGGCAGAGGCAGAACAGGCGGCCCUGCGGGUCCAGAGUCUGGAGUCUGAGCUCGCCCAGGCCAGGUCGGAGAGGGAGACGCUCACCCGAGACUUGGAGAAAUCAGAGUCACUGAGGGCAGAGGCAGAACAGGCGGCCCUGCGGGUCCAGAGUCUGGAGUGUGAGCUCGCCCAGGCCAGGUCGGAGAGGGAGACGCUCACCCAGGACCUGGAGAAAUCAGAGUCACUGAGGGCAGAGGCAGAGCAGGCAGCUCUGAGGGUCCAGGGUCUGGAGUCUGAGCUCACCCAGGUCAGGUCAGAGAGGGAGACACUCACCCAGGACCUGGAGAAAUCAGAGUCACUGAGGGCAGAGGCAGAGCAGCAGGCAGCCCUGCGGGUCCAGAGUCUGGAGUCUGAGCUCACCCAGGCCAGGUUGGAGAGGGAGAUGCUCACCCAGGACCUGGAGAAAUCAGAGUCACUGAGGGCAGAGGCAGAGCAGGCGGCUCUGAGGGUCCAGGGUCUGGAUUCUGAGCUCGCCCAGGUCAGGUCGGAGAGGGAGAUGCUUACCCAGGACCUGGAGAAAUCAGAGUCACUGAGGGCAGAGGCAGAGCAGGCGGCUCUGAGGGUCCAGGGUCUGGAGUCCAAGCUCGCCCAGGUCAGGUCGGAGAGGGAGACACUCGCCCAGGACCUGGAGAAAUCAGAGUCACUGAGGGCAGAGGCAGAGCAGGCAGCCCUGCAGGUCCACGGCCUGGAGUCCGAGCUCACCCAGGUCAGGUCAGAGAGGGAGACGCUUACCCAGGACCUGGAGUCACUGAGGGCAGAGGCAGAGCAGGCGGCUCUGAGGGUCCAGGGUCUGGAGUCUGAGCUCGCCCAGGCCAGGUCAGAGAGGGAGACACUCACCCAGGACCUGGAGAAAUCAGAGUCACUGAGGGCAGAGGCAGAGCAGGCGGCCCUGCGGGUCCACGGCCUGGAGUCCGAGCUCACCCAGGUCAGGUCGGAGAGGGAGACGCUCACCCAGGACCUGGAGUCACUGAGGGCAGAGGCAGGGCAGGUGGCCUUGCAGGUCCAGGGCCUGGAGUCUGAGCUCGCCCAGGCCAGUUUGAAGAGGGAGACGCUCACCCAGGACCUGGAGAAAUCAGAGUCACUGAGGGCAGAGGCAGAGCAGGCAGCUCUGAGGGUCCAGGGUCUGGAGUCCGAGCUCGCCCAAGUCAGGUCGGAGAGGGAGAUGCUCACCCAGGACCUGGAGAAAUCAGAGUCACUGAGGGCAGAGGCAGAGCAGGCAGCUCUGAGGGUCCAGGGUCUGGAGUCCGAGCUCGCCCAAGUCAGGUCGGAGAGGGACAUGCUCACCCAGGACCUGGAGAAGGAGCAGUCCCGGGUCUGCGCCCUGGAGACACGCUGUGCCUCUCUGGAGCAGCAGUUGCAGGAGAUGGGCCACCUCAAGGGAGACUUGGAUGCCCGGCUGCAAGAGGUGAACGAGGAGAUGGCCGCCCGGGAGCAGGGCCUGGGCGUGCAGGUGGCCGCCCUGGAGGAGGACAAGGCCCGGCUGCUGCAAGGCCUCCGGGAGGCUGAGGACAACCGAGACCGUCUGCAGACCUCGCUCAGCGGCCUCCGGCGGGACGUGGAAGCAGGCAAGGCGGCGCUGGCGCUGAAGGAGGAGGAGCUCGCCGCGCUCUCCGCCCGGACCCGGGUCCGAGAGCAGCAGCUGUCCGUGGAGCUGUCGCAGGCCGCAGCGCAGAAGGCAGAGCUGGAGCGGGAGGCCCAGGUCCUGCAGGACAGCAUCCAGGGGCUGCAGCAGUCCCGAGAGGCCCGGGAGCAGGAGCUGCAGCGGGCAAAGGCCGAGAUCUCAUCCUUGACUGAACGAGUGAGCUCCGGGACGGCCAGGGAGGCGGCGCUGCAGAGGGAGCUGCGGGGGGAGACUCGCAGGCUGAUGGGGGAGCUGCAGUCGUCAGCCCAGGAAGCCGGGAGCCUUGGGGACCAGCUAAAAGGGCUCCUGCUGGAAAACGGGGAGCUGAAGAGAAGUCUAGGCGGCCUACAGCGAGACCAGGUGGAGAAGGAAGGGAGGAUGAGGGAGGAGGUGGCCGAGGGCCUGCGGCGGCUGCAGGCAGCAGAGCAGAAGCACCAGGCGCUGCUGGAGGCCGCAGACAAGCAGCACGAGUCAGAGAUCCAGAUGUACCAGGAGAAGCUGGCCUCUCAGGAAGGCAGCCUCAGCUCCCAGAAGGUGGAGCUGGACCUCCUCAGGUCCCGGAAGGAAGAGCUCGCCGCUGCUCUGGAAGCCGCCAGGGAGCGUCUGGAGGAGCUACAGAAAGCUCAGACGGACAGCCUGCAGCGUGCCGACCGGCUGAAGAAGGAGAGCGAGCGGGCCCAGGGCAAAGUCAAGCUGCUGAUCAAGUCCUGCCGGCAGCUGGAGGAGGAGAAGGAGGCGCUACAGAAGGAACUGGUGCGCCUGGAGGCCACCCCACAGGAGGCUCGGGGUGCAGGUGCUGCUGCGGAGGGUGCCAGCCUGCGGGAGCUGGAGGCCGAAGUCAAGGAGCUGCAGGAGGCCCUGGAGGAGAAGGGCCGGGAGGCGGAGCAGUACCUGGAGAAGUACUGUGCGCUGCUCAUCAGCCAGGAGAAGCUGGAGAAGGAGCGGGAGAUGCUGGAGACGCAGGUCUUGCGGCUCAGCGCCCAGCAGCCCCCGCACAGCCUGCCGAGCUCGCCCGCCCUCAGCCCUGGCCCCCCGGGGCCCUCGCCCCCCGCGGCCCAGACAAAGCCCGCGCCGGGCAAGAGGCAGCGGCCCAGGGGCCUCCCGGAGGCUGGGGGCGUCGGCAUGCCCGCUACCCCCGAGACCCUCCCCAAGAAAACCCGGAGGAGCAGCAGGCGGAGUGGCCACCUGUCUGAGGACACUGAGUUGGAGCCCGAGGGCCUCCCGGAGGUGGUGAGGAGAGGCUUCUCAGACAUCCCCACGGGCAAGACCAGCCCCUACGUGCUGCGCAGGAGCACCAUGGCCACGAGGACCAGCCCCCGCCUGGCCGCCCUGGCCGCCGACAAGGAGAACCUCGCCGGGACCUCGGGGAGCGGCGCCCGGGUCCUCAAGGUCAAGGCCGCUCAGCAGAGCCCCACGGCCUCGGCCGCCGCCGCCGUUUCCCGGGAGCCAGAGAAGGGGGUUGCCGAAAGCCUCCGGGAGGGCCUGCGCCCCAGGCGGGGACACCCGGCCCCCAGCCCCGAAGCCCGGCCCCCGCCCUUGGGUGGCGGCGGCAGCAGCGACAACUGCCGGGUCCAGUAGGGCGAGUGUUCGGCCCCCCGGAAGCAGCGUCUGCAGGGCAGCGAGACUCCAGCAGCGGCCGCCCGGUACACCCCGGCCCGCUCUCCGCGCCCCCGUGCCUCUUCUGCCACGUAAAUAGUCCCUGCCGGG
Messenger RNA from Erinaceus europaeus (western European hedgehog), 10071 nucleotides. RefSeq names its product centromere protein F (gene CENPF). The record is from RefSeq and is a predicted model, not a curated record. Gene Ontology annotation, biological process: metaphase chromosome alignment; mitotic cell cycle; regulation of G2/M transition of mitotic cell cycle. Lineage: Eukaryota; Metazoa; Chordata; Mammalia; Eulipotyphla; Erinaceidae. Gene Ontology annotation, cellular component: spindle pole; chromosome, centromeric region; nucleus. The coding region runs from base 121 to 9942 and encodes 3273 amino acids. Gene Ontology annotation, molecular function: microtubule binding; dynein complex binding; transcription factor binding. The transcript is spliced from 20 exons.